Molecule: messenger RNA, 1908 nt
Organism: Mixia osmundae IAM 14324
Lineage: Eukaryota; Fungi; Basidiomycota; Mixiomycetes; Mixiales; Mixiaceae
Product: glycosyltransferase family 31 protein
Exons: 4
Coding region: 1-1908 (635 amino acids)
Cellular component (GO): membrane
Molecular function (GO): acetylglucosaminyltransferase activity
Source: RefSeq, a predicted model, not a curated record
AUGGGCGCAUCGAUCACGGGCAAACGACGGGACUCUUUGCUGAGCUUUCUCGAUUUGCCCUCGCUGCUCAGCUUGAUCUUCAUCUGCAGUCCACUGCUGCUCGCCCUCGUACGCAGCAACUACUUUGGUUGGUCGCCAAGCUCGGCAGCAGACGCAAUCUACGCCAAUGCCGCCAUUACCUCUGCUGCAUUCGAUGAAGCUGCGACGGGCAUCUACAUCUCAGCUGCAGACAGAGAUGGACUGCCUGUACCGCAUCCGGAUCCGACCUCUAUCACCCGCGUUGAGCUGCGGCCGUUCUUUUCUGCCCACAUCAACGCUCAGCGGACCUGGUUUGCUUCGCCCGGCACACAUUUUUAUUCAAAGGCCCUCUCGUCCAUGCUCGGAGUCGUCAAGACCCAGGCGGUGCCCACUCGCAAGGUAGCCAGAACCGUGGCACUCGCACAUGCACACCGGCUUCCGCCACGCUCGAGCAACAAGCGCAAGGGCAGCAAGCUCUUCUUUCUCUUUGCCACUUCGCCAGAACGCGCGAUGCAGCAGUCCGAGUAUUGGCGUCACUAUCUCUACUGGGGCCCGGGUAGCACGGCCUUUGCGAGGAACGACGAUGAUGCCCCCGAGGAUGACAGGCGGGGACCUGGCUGCCUCGUUGUAGACAAUACCGAGAUGAGAUCAAAUCCUGGUGAACCCGUAAAGGGCGUGGAUCCCGAGCGACCGGCCAUGUACGAGGCCCAAAGCUACUUUCGCGGUCUCAAUCUGUCUUGCACCAUGUCGCCCGGCCUACAGGAAUCAUCUGUCUACGGCCAUCGACAACGAUAUGGCGUCAACUAUGGCGCAACGACAUCGAUAGAACGCGUUCUGAGUCUCGUCGUGCUCGGUUGGCAAGCAGCGCAAUACGAGCAACGUGACACCGAAUGGUUCUUGAUCUUAGACGACGAUACGUUCUUCGUAGACCCUCAUAACCUCAUUGACGCGCUGGGCAAAUACGAUUCGGAUCAGGAUUGGUUCCUCGGCGGUCACAGUGAAGCCGAAAUACAACAAUACUACUGGGGCCGAAUCGCAUACGGUGGUGGAGGCAUCAUCAUCUCACGGGGGCUCAUGAAGAAGAUGUACGACAGCUACGAGCAAUGUCGAUCGACACCUGUCGUCAACUUCGAAAGCCAGGGCGAUGGCAAGCUGACUUACUGCGCCGCUGUUGCCACUGGACAAGUGCACGAAUUCAAUAAGCUGCUCGGCGUCAAGACCAGGCUCAAUGAGCUUGCGACGCAAUGGGGCACUAACAAUCUUGUCACGCCUCUCGAGGGACUCAAUCAGAUGGACAUUGGUGACGAUUCGAGCGGCUUCUUCCAGAGCGGGCUAGAAGUGCUCAGUGUGCAUCACUACAAUACCUGGACAAUGAUCUUCCCAUAUCGUCACAUUGACAAUCUACCAUUCGCGCCAGAUCACAAGCAUGUCGAUGUGAGAGUAGUCUCACUUCGACUACUGGCGGCUGCUGCUUGGGCGCUCGGAGGGAGCAACAUGUUCAGACGGAGCGUCUUUGACGAUGGCAGAGUCGUUCUCACGCUAGGAUACAGCAUCACGUUUCACGCACAGCCCUUGACCCCGGCAGACCUCGCAAAGACAGAAUGGACAUACCACCCCGACUUUGAGCCUACACGACCCCACAGACCGGGACUCAUCGAAGGCUUCGAUAAGCUCACAUAUUACCUCUCAUAUGUCGUCAUCGAGGACGACGAAACACACGCCCGAGGACUCUUGCUAUCUGAGCCUCAGAGACGCCAUGUUCGCAAAGUGCGGAUAGGAUACAAGUGCACCUGGCGAGAUCUCAAAGAUUUCAGGACAAACUGGUACGAGAACCUGGCGCAACCAGUCACUGAUAUAGAGACGGUCAUGUUCUUGCCUUUGGUUGAUUAG